This is a messenger RNA of Bipolaris zeicola 26-R-13, 204 nucleotides long. RefSeq lists its product as uncharacterized. NCBI's taxonomy places the organism in Eukaryota, Fungi, Ascomycota, Dothideomycetes, Pleosporales, Pleosporaceae. The record is from RefSeq and is a predicted model, not a curated record. The transcript is spliced from 2 exons. The coding region runs from base 1 to 204 and encodes 67 amino acids.
AUGGUCGUUACGAAUGGGGAAUCCCCACUGCCCUUCCCCGCACAGCAGUCAAUACAUGCAUAUACACACACACACACUUACUUACAUACCCCGGCCAUCGAAGCCGACCGGCUAUCCUACAGCCGAUAUCGUCAUCCCUCGCGGCCAAGCACGUUGAUGCUGCCUCGCGCAUAUCCAACCCCGCGACCUUCCACCCUGAGUUAG